Molecule: messenger RNA, 1234 nt
Organism: Solanum verrucosum
Lineage: Eukaryota; Viridiplantae; Streptophyta; Magnoliopsida; Solanales; Solanaceae
Exons: 10
Coding region: 1-1164 (387 amino acids)
Source: RefSeq, a predicted model, not a curated record
AUGUUGGCACAAGUUGAACAAGAAGGAGGGGGAGAAAGGGAAAAUGUUUAUCUGACUGGGGUGGACAAAAAUGAAGAUACGUCUGGUGUUCAAAUGAGUAAUAACAAAGAAAAGGGAACCAAAAAGCAAAGGGGCACAAGAGAGAAUGAACUUGUAGAGGGGAACAAUCAGCCACAAAUACAUAAUAUGGAUACAUCAAGUGACAUAGAUGACAAUCAUCACGCAAGCAACAAAGGAAGUGGUAGGGUGGAAAGGAAUUUUGAGGAAGAUGGAUCAAUAAAUGAGACCUAUGAGGUGAAUAAUCAGGUUAAGAAAAAGGAGAGUGAUGAUUCUACAUCACUUUCAGCUGCUGUGACUGAAGAAUCCCAAACUUCUCCUCCGUCAUCUUCAUCUCCUGCAUCGUCUUCCAAAUUAGUUCUUGUUGUUGGUGGAUCCGGUGGCGUUGGACAGAUAGUUGUAGCAUCAUUACUCAAUCGGAAUGUCAAACUGCGUCUCAUUCUUCGAGACCCUGAGAAAGCAACUACUCUAUUUGGCGAGCAGGAUGAGGAAAAACUGCAGGUAUGGAAAGGUGACACGCGGAGUCCUACAGGCAUAGAUCCAUCUGUAUUUGAGGGUGUAACUCAUGUUAUUUGCUGCACUGGGACCACUGCUUUUCCGUCUAGGCGGUGGGAUGGAGAUAACACUCCAGAAAGAGUAGAUUGGGAUGGCGUGAGAAACCUUGUUUCAGCAUUGCCUAAGUCACUAAAAAGAAUUGUUCUUGUUUCAUCUAUUGGCGUCACAAAGUUCAAUGAGUUGCCUUGGAGCAUCAUGAACCUUUUUGGUGUUCUAAAGUAUAAGAAGAUGGGGGAGGAUUUUGUUCGCAAUUCUGGUCUUCCGUUCACCAUAAUCAGAGCUGGUAGAUUAACAGAUGGACCAUACACAUCAUAUGAUUUGAACACACUGUUACAAGCUACAGCUGGCGAACGGCGUGCAGUUUUGAUAGGUCAAGGGGAUAAACUAGUUGGAGAAGUUAGUAGGCUUGUUGUUGCAGAAGCUUGCAUACAGGCAUUGGACAUAGAAUUCACAGAAGGACAAACUUAUGAAGUAAACUCUAUUCCGGGUGAUGGACCAGGAACAGAUACACUGAAGUGGCAGGAGCUAUUUAAAGCUUCUCACAGCAGUUAACUGCAGUUCAACUAUAUUUUCUUAUACAGUUUAUCAGAGGAAGCUUUCGAUUUAUCUAUACACAUACACU